AUGCGGAUACACCCUGUCCCUGUCCCCCUCCGCAUCCUCAUACAUGUACCCUCUACAAAAAUCUGCACACGCAGAAUGACCAGGACCAGGGCCUGGAAGCGCCCUCGCCGACGCAGCAGCCACCAAAAACGGAAUGUGAGUCGCUGGAAUCCCCCUGCGCAACGCAUCCCUCAGAGCCGCAUACUCGGUCCGCCGUCUGGCCAGUUUGGCCUUCUCGAUGUCGGUCUGGAUUGA
Messenger RNA from Aspergillus fumigatus Af293, 234 nucleotides. RefSeq lists its product as uncharacterized. The record is from RefSeq and is a predicted model, not a curated record. Lineage: Eukaryota; Fungi; Ascomycota; Eurotiomycetes; Eurotiales; Aspergillaceae.